UUUGAAGCACAGCAGGCUGUAAUAGGAUCUGUUUAUUGAAUCUGAUCAGAUCUAUGGGGUAAAACGCUGGGAUCUGUUGGUGUCCCGUGUUCUAACAAAUCUGAGCAGAUAUUUAAAUGAAGGCUGUAUUCUCUGUAGGUGAAUAAUGAAAGAAGGGUGGUGUAGAGUUUCUCCUGAUCUCCGGUAAAGAGGAGCAGCAGAAGAUCCAGCUCUGAUCAGCAGAUCCACACCUCUGUACUCAGACUGCUCUGCUCACCUGCUGCAGAUAUGAAUGCCAUAAUUUCCCAAGCCUUUAUUACCUGGUUGAAUUCUAUCUUCAUAAGUGCUCACAAGUUGAAGAUUUCACAAAGAGCUUGAGGUACUGAAGAACAUGGCAUCUAAAGAAAUCUCCAGUACUCAGCGAACGUCCCCUCCCACACUUUGCAGACGAAUGCAUAAAAGUACAGAAAAGAAGACUAUUUAUUAUUGCUUAGAAUGUGGGUAUAGUUUUAAUCAAAUGGAUUCCCUUCUUCAACACCAGCGAAUUCACACUGGAGGGAAACCGUAUUACUGUUUAGAAUGUGGGAAGAGUUUCAGUCACCAAGGUACCCUACAACAACACCAGCAUAUUCACACUGGAGAGAAACCAUGUUACUGCUCGAACUGUGGCAGGAGUUUUAAUCUACAGAGUACCCUACAACAACACCAACGCGUUCACACUGGAAAGAAACAGUAUUACUGCUCUGACUGUGGGAAGAAUUUUAGUCGACAGAGUAAUCUCCACCAACACAAGCUCAUUCACACUGGAGAGAAACCGUAUUACUGCACAGACUGUGGGAAGAAUUUUAGUCGACAGAGUACCCUUUUGCAACACGAACACGGUCAUGCUGGAGAGAAACCGUAUUACUGCUCAGACUGUGGGAAGAGUUUUAGUCGACAGAGUAAUCUCCAUCAACACAAGCUCCUUCACACUGGAGAGAAAGUGCAUCAAUGCCAUGACUGUGGGAAAAGCUUUUCUAAGAGGGGUAAUCUAAAAACUCACCAGUUUGUUCACACUGGAGAGAAACCGUAUUACUGCUCAGACUGUGGGAAGAGUUUUAGUCGACAGAGUAAUCUCCAUCAACACAAGCUCAUUCACACCGGAGAAAAAGCGCAUCAAUGCCAUGACUGUGGGAAAAGCUUUACUAAGAGGGGUAAUCUAAAAACUCACCAGCUCGUUCACACUGGAGAGAAACCGUUUUACUGCUCAGACUGUGGAAAGAGCUUUAGUCGACAGAGUAAUCUUCAAAAACACAAGCUCAUUCACACCGGAGAGAAAGUGUAAUACUGCUUUGAGUGCGGGAGGAGUUUUUAUCAUUAGAGCUCUCUUCAACUACACUUGUACAUUCACACUGGAGAUCAACUAUAUAACUGUUCAGACUAUGGGAAUAACUUCAGGCUCUUAAAUUUAAGAGACAUUUAAGAGACACAAGUGUGCUAAGAACAGUAAUGGAAAUGGGUAAUGACAUCUAAAAGCAUUCCAGAUCCAAAAGGCUUAUAAAAAGAGCAUCAUGUUCCAGUGUACCAGUAGAUCUCUGUUCCUAAUUUCUGAUUAAUCAAAAAUCUCCACAGUGAAAAAUUAUUUUGUGAAGUUCUUUGUCUGGUUUGGUUAGUUUAGUUAUUCUGGUUGACUAGUUUGGUCAAUAUGGAUAGAUUUAACAUCAAAUUUCAAACAAACAUACCCUCUGCUGGUCAAUUGCAAAGCUAUUAAACCAGCUUAAACAGCAUGAGCUGGUCAGGCUUCUUUUUUAGCGUGGUAUUCUAUUAUUUGUCAGGUUUGCUACUUUAUUAUGAGAUAAGGUAUAUCUAAAUAUAUAACUGAAUGAACAUUGAGAGCAUGUUUAUAAUAUUUUAGCCGUGCAGUAGUACGCAAAAUUAUUGUUUGUAGAUUUGCUGUCAAUUUAAUUUUUCUGCCUCCUCUACGGUAAAUAUAUACUGUAUUUUAUUUUGAAAUAUGUGUAUUUCUUAACCGGCUAACACGUGUGGUUUCACCUAUAAAAUAAGCAUACAGUGCUGGAUUACCACAGGUUCGCUCAUAGAAUGUUUUCUGACAUCAAUAAGAAAAGCCAACAAGUGAGCAAUUGUCCUUUUAACAAAAUGACCAGCUUAGCUUGUGGGAAACCUCUUGCUUAUGACAAGCCUCUUGAAGUAUUUGAUGAUGGGAUUUAUGGAGGCAGGGGACCGUUCUCUUCCCCAGUUCAGUUAUUUGUUCCUGUUUUAUCUCUGAACACCAGAACCUUUAUUAAUAAACCAUUAUUAAUCUCAGAUGACUUGCUGUACUUUCUUACGGCUUCAAAAAGAGAAUAGAGUGGUCUUAAAGCAUGUUGAAAGGACUCAAAAGACUGGGUGUGUAAGGUUCAAGGUCUCAGCCCACUUUUUUUUAUUUUAGGAAGUAGCCUGUAUAGUGUGUAGUCUUUAUUUUUGUAUUUAAUGGGUUUACAAAUAAACAAAGCAUGCAGAAAUUCUGCAUUGUUGGUUGCUGUUAACAAUUUAUGUAAUAAUGUAAUUUCCUUUAUCAAAGGAUGAAGAGUCUGAGCUUAAACUGUAGAAACAGUAGCUGGAUAAACUUUUGCUUAUUAUUGUUGUUGGAUUGAUCAUAAGUAAUAGUUCAUUAACCAUAACCAGAAUAUUUAAAUGUUUAAAAGCUUACAGCACCACAGUAAACUAACAUGAACCAAACAGGAAAGUGAGAAGUAAACAGACCUUGUUUAAUAUGUGUCUAAACCAGGUAGUACAGUCUCUGCUUACACAGACACAUCAAAUUAAUUUACAGCUUAGCCUUAGUUUAGACCAGCAAUUUAGAGUUUUUCUCUCUCUCGUAAGGCAUGUAAAAUGUAACUUGAAGCAACAAUGACGAUUUACUAAUAAUUAAUUUGAUGCUUGCCUUCUCUUAACCCUUUUACACCUUGCGUCCAUUGCAUUGGACAUUGGUUUUCUUCUUUUUUUGUAUUCCUGCGUUUAAUAUAUAUUGAGGCCUGUUGUCCAACAGAAUUGACAUUCAUCAGCCAAUCAAAUACAGCACCUUAGCCUCACCUACUGCAUUGGACAAAAUAAACAAUUCAUGUUGAGUUAUUUUUACCGCUUAGGGAUGAUUUGUGAAAUAAAUAAUGUAAAAAGUUGUAUAAAAGUUAAAUUAAAUAAAAAUAACAAACAACUCAGGUUAGGCUCACUUGUAUGGAGCCUCUAGGGUGACAUCAUUAAAAAAAAAUAAAUAAAUAAAUAAUAAUAAUAAUGUGUUGCCAUGACUUGUUUAGGCCUGGUAAAGAGAGAAUUAAGUCAUGGUUAUAUAAGUCGUCCCCACAAUUUAAUUAUCUUGUUCCCAUGAUUAUUUUUUUAAAUUAUUAACUAAGAAAGUGGGUCUGGAACUGUUAUUUAAUAGGAUCCGGUGCUGUUAAUCUCUGCCUGGUGGAUUCUGAGCCUGAGGUAAAUAGCUAACUAGCUAAAGGUUAGCUUAGAUUAGCUAAAUAGUUAACUAGCUAGGUUAUCUACCUGAAUGAGACUGGUUGCUGGGUGAGUACAAAGUCUGAAGUACUGCCAUUUUGUUUUUUUCUCACAGUUAUACAUAUUGACUGGGUUUGGUGGUGUAACUUAAGCUAUAUUUUAUUAUUUAUUAAGAAAGUGAGUCUGUGACAGUUUUUAAAAAGACCAAUUAAAAAAAAUGCUUAGUGUAGGCUGAGGUUAAUAGCGUUAGCUGACUGACUAAGUUACAAAAAAUUGUUUGGCCCACCCCGAGGAAUGAUUUAAGUAAAAAUAGCUACAGGGUUUUGUAAUUUAGAUAAAUACUGUAUUUGCGGUGUUUAAUAAAGCUAAAAAUGAGUGGCAGAGCUAGGUGACAUGUUAAAGCUAACUGUUGGGUUAACAGUAGCUGGACAAAGUGAAUCUGCCUUUUUGUGCACCUGUGAGGAAAGAAUUAGUGAAUGCUAUAAAUUGUAUAGCAUUUUUUAUUAUAUUAUUUAUUAUAAACAGAAAAUGAAUGUUGUGUUUUAUGGUGUCACGCUAUAUUUAAUAAGUCUCUGUGUGAUUGAAUGUGCAUUUAAGUCACUUAAAAUCAAAAGCAUUUUAAGCUAAUCUUAUUUUUAAUUGAACAAUGAUAUUGUGAUUGGUGCAGACGAGACUGAACAUUAGCCUGAUCAAACAGAUGUUCAGGUCUACUCUAGCUUUGUUGGAAUGAGAACUUGCAGCCACACUGACCCUGUGCAAAAUCUUGUACUUCCUUAAUGUGACUGGCUGCUUGUAGUCAGUUUUUAAUCUGGUUUUUUUUUCUGAUUCCAGGUGAAUAUAUGGGUUCUUCUUAAGAAAUCAAACUUAUUAUGUGGCGCAAGGAAUUUUGUUACCUAAAUAAUAAAUAUAAAAUCAUAAACAUCUUUUGUCGAUCUUGCAUU
Molecule: messenger RNA, 4400 nt
Organism: Astyanax mexicanus (Mexican tetra)
Lineage: Eukaryota; Metazoa; Chordata; Actinopteri; Characiformes; Acestrorhamphidae
Product: gastrula zinc finger protein XlCGF7.1
Exons: 2
Coding region: 371-1303 (310 amino acids)
Biological process (GO): regulation of transcription by RNA polymerase II
Molecular function (GO): DNA-binding transcription factor activity, RNA polymerase II-specific; RNA polymerase II cis-regulatory region sequence-specific DNA binding
Source: RefSeq, a predicted model, not a curated record